Messenger RNA from Colletotrichum acutatum, 928 nucleotides. RefSeq lists its product as uncharacterized. The transcript has a single exon. The record is from RefSeq and is a predicted model, not a curated record. The coding region runs from base 301 to 801 and encodes 166 amino acids. NCBI's taxonomy places the organism in Eukaryota, Fungi, Ascomycota, Sordariomycetes, Glomerellales, Glomerellaceae.
CUAGUCACCCCGCAGCCGGCGUAUCCGAGUGCGUGUUUCAUUGAGCUGGAAUAAGCUUCGACAAUCAGUGAUUGAUAAAGCUAAGGACCGGCAGGUAUUUCUUUACUGCAGCUUAAUUGUGCUAAGGCUGUUUCUUUCAUCGCAAUUUCGGUCAAUUCUCACCCCAAACUUGCAUUUGCUGCCCUGCACGACACUUGCCAUUGCGACGCGAAAACCUCAGACGCGAAAACACAAUCACCUCAUCCAUUGAAGAAUCACGGGGCCUUCUUAUCGCGAACUGGAUCUGACAACUGGAACAUCAUGGCCUCUCAACGGGUCACAAUCAAGGGCUCUGCCGCAGUCCCAGGCAUCUACCGACUCAUCAUCAUGACCCUUGAGCCGAUCUUCGCGCUGCUCGGCGCCGUCAUGGUGCUUCACACACCGAAUCAAUAUCUCGCGGGAAUGACGCGCAACGCCUUCGCAUACGAGCCCAACACGCAGUUCAUCUACACGCAGCUUGGCGGCGGAUGGCUGCAUUUCGCAUUCACCGAGGGCGUGGUCAUGCGGGUUUUCGACGACCUCACCCUCUGGCGCGUUCUCUGCGCGGGCAUGCUUCUGAGCGAUGCUGCUUUCUGCCACGGUACUGCGCAAGCCGUCGGAGGCUGGGAGAUUUGGCUGGAUAGAUCUACGUGGACUGUCGAGGACUAUGUUGCUUUCUUCACGACUGCGCCAAUGGUUUUAAUUCGGAUCCUGAUUGUCCUGGGUAUCGGUAUUAGCACACCGAAGGAGGCAAAGGGCAAGGAGAACGAGAAGCAGCUUUAGGGAGACUUGGACAGGGUACUCUGAAGUCUAUGGGGCGAUGCCGCUGGGCAUACUUGCUGUGGAGUAACUAUGCACUUCUACCUUCAGGGUAUGUAAAUUCUACAUCUAAGAACGCAAUUUGUUGGAC